This is a messenger RNA of Fusarium vanettenii 77-13-4, 1557 nucleotides long. RefSeq lists its product as uncharacterized. Gene Ontology annotation, biological process: carbohydrate metabolic process. Gene Ontology annotation, molecular function: hydrolase activity, hydrolyzing O-glycosyl compounds. Lineage: Eukaryota; Fungi; Ascomycota; Sordariomycetes; Hypocreales; Nectriaceae. The record is from RefSeq and is a predicted model, not a curated record. Bases 1 to 1557 code for a protein of 518 amino acids. The transcript is spliced from 3 exons.
AUGAAGCUAGUCGAGUAUCGCAACCCUAUCGUGCCAGGGUUCUCACCAGACCCAUCUGUUGUUUUUGUUGAUGGCGUCUUUUAUCUUGCCAAUUCGUCCUUCCACGUCUUCCCGGGAAUUCCUAUCUACGCAUCGCGAGACCUAAAGACAUGGACACAUAUUGGCAAUGCUAUCAACCGGCCAGAACAGCUCAGCCUUGAUGGAGCUAGCACGGCCAAGAUGCCCCUUGACACUGGACAUUUCAUGUAUGCGUCAGGGGGCCUCUUUGCCCCAACAAUUCGUUAUCACCAAGGAAAAUUCUACGUUAUCUGCACCAACUUCCCGGCGUUUGGACCGUCUGCAAAGGCACAGAACUUCAUCAUCACCUGCACAGAUAUCUGGGCUGGCAACUGGAGUGACCCAGUCUACAUCCCUUUCUAUGGCAUCGACCCAAGUCUUUACUUCGAGGAUGACGGCCGUGUUUACUUUCAAGGAUGCUAUUCCGUUGGUAACCGAAUGAAGCAGCCCACCUGCACCAUCAAACAGUUUGAGAUUGACGUCGAAACUGGAAAGCAGCUCUCAGAAGAGCGGGAGAUUUGGGGAGGCCAUGCAAAAUACGACACUGAAGGGCCGCAUAUCUACAAGAUUGGCAAGUGGUACUAUUUGCUGGUAGCAGAGGGUGGAACAUUUGAACAUCACAUGCUUUCAAUUGGCAGGUCCGAAAGCAUCUGGGGGCCGUACGAGGAUUACGCACAAAACCCCAUCAUGACCGCAGAUGGCAAAGAUGAGUACAUUCAAAAUCUGGGCCAUGGCGAACUAUUCCAGGACGGCGAGGGUCGGUGGUGGGUGAGUGGGCUGGGCGUCCGGAACGAGAACGAAGGCGAGCCCCUUGGUAAGGACAACUUUGUGGCACCUCUUGGAAGAGAGAGCUUCCUGGCUCCUGUCGAGUGGCCUGAAGGGGGCUGGCCAAAGAUCACCCAGCCCACCAUAAAGUUCCUGGCAAAACCUGUCAAGGUUCCGGAGGGACUUGCAGAAAUUGUUGCUCCCCGCAACGUGAGCAACCUUUAUAUCCGAACGCCCGACCUUUCCAAGUACCGAAUUCCCGAGGAUGAUGUCAGCCCCUGGGUUCUAUACCCCAGCCGCACCAAUCUCUCGACCCCAUCCGGCACCUCGACGUUUGUUGGUCGAAGACAAAUGUCUUUGAACUCUGUUUCAACUGCGACUCUUGAUAUCUCGAAGCUGGAAAAGGGGGUUGAAGCAGGAUUGACUGUGUACAAGGAUCACCCUCGACACGUCUCUAUCAUUUACAACUCGGAUUCUCGAAAGAUCGCAUGUCGGGCUGUAAGCAUGGAUAUCGACAACGUGUUGCUUGGUGAGACCUCUGUCAACUCCGAGGUUUCCCAGGUGCAGUUUCAGAUCGUUGCAGACCCCAAGAAGUGGACUUUCUUUGCUCGGGGUGGUGAGCAAGAGUGGACUCAGGUUGGAACUCUGGAGGCUUGGAAGUUUGUUGCUCGGGAGAUGACUGGUCCCAUCUUUGGUAUCUUUGCUCAUGAUUUGAGAGUUUACUGUGGACGAUAA